Musca vetustissima is the source of this 738-nucleotide messenger RNA. RefSeq lists its product as uncharacterized. Lineage: Eukaryota; Metazoa; Arthropoda; Insecta; Diptera; Muscidae. The record is from RefSeq and is a predicted model, not a curated record. Bases 4 to 738 code for a protein of 244 amino acids. Gene Ontology annotation, cellular component: extracellular region. Gene Ontology annotation, molecular function: chitin binding. The transcript has 2 exons.
GCUAUGUCAAAUAUGGCCAUUGAGUAUUCAAGCCUUGCCGAUCCCUUUGCGGUAAUGCAAAAUCCCUGUGACGAUAUACGCAAUGGACAAUUUCUGUGCAAAGAUUGCGCCACUCUAGCGUUCUGCUAUCAAGAAGACGGCAACUGGAACACAAUGCAGAUCGCCAGCUGUGAUACCGGUCGCGGUAUGUAUUGUGACGAAGAUGUACGUGGUUGUGUUUACAAGAAAGAAUGUGUCAGUCGUGGACCAAAGUUCGAGUGUCAAAAUGCGGGUAAAUUUCCCGAUCCAUACGAUUGUAAACAGUAUCAUGUGUGCAGUGCAAAUAAGGAAGACGAGCGAUUCAUAUGUCCAUCGGGUACAGCCUAUUCGCCAGCCACAAAAUCGUGUACACUUACUGCGAGCAAUGAGAUAUGUCGUAAGCCUCAGUACACAUGUGACAAUGUCUUAGAUAUGGGUGCAUGGCCUACGGAUCCAAAUAUCUACUAUAUUUGUUGGUACACAAACGUUGAUGGAGAGGUUGUCCGUUAUCCGAUGUUGUAUCGCUGUGAGGAUGGUUAUGAAUUUAUUGCAAAUACUUGUGUACCGAAAAGUUCGAGCGGACAAGUGCCCGGAUCAACUACACGGAAAGAAACCACUACAACAACGACAGUGGCUUCACCAUUGCUAGAGAACAAAAAAUGUCCAUCGGGAACUUAUUUCCAGGUUAAUACCCUUAUGUGUGUCGUUGGAAGUUGUUAA